Salmo salar (Atlantic salmon) is the source of this 15238-nucleotide messenger RNA. NCBI's taxonomy places the organism in Eukaryota, Metazoa, Chordata, Actinopteri, Salmoniformes, Salmonidae. The record is from RefSeq and is a predicted model, not a curated record.
CUCUCUCUCUCUCUCUUUCGCUCUCUCUCUCUCUCGCUCUCUCCCUAUCUCUCCCUCUUUCUAUCCACACACAAACACACAGUCCAAACAUCAGAUGCAGAGUUCCAGGGAGUGGGGAUCUGAAUGUAGAUCAGGACCAGUUCAUAUGUGGUGAUGGUCGUAGCUGGAGGCAUAGAGGACUAGUGGCUACACCUCUCUCUUUCUCUCUUCUUUCCUUCCUCCUCCUCUGCUUUCCCACAGAGUUGUGGGAGCAGACGGCUCGGCUCCAACGUCUUCCUGCUCUCGUUCAGCCCGCUGGGAAUCAAUUUAUUUUAACCCUUCGCUGGCGCUACUGCUCUUUGGGACUCUGGGAGUCUUUGGGGGAAUUUUAAAGGAGGUUUGGGUUGAUUUUGUCUGGAAUCACUGUAGUAGGAGGUAGCAGGCAGCCAUGGCGCACGCCGCUGCCCACAUUAAGAAGUCCAGAGUGGAGCUAGUGGAGCAGCAGGGUCCUGACCUGAAGGCUCUGGAGAAAGCCCGUCAGAGGAGGAUACGUUCCCGGGAACGGGCCGAGCGCAAACGCAAGUCGGACAGCAACACCAGCUUCCUGCGAGCGGCGAGGGCGGGGAACAUCGACAAGGUUCUGGAGUACCUGAAGGGUGGAGUGAACAUCAGCACCUGCAAUCAGAAUGGGCUCAACGCGUUGCACCUGGCAGCUAAGGAGGGCCAUGUGGAGCUGGUCCAGGAGCUGCUGGAGAGAGGCUCGGCUGUGGACUCGUCCACCAAGAAAGGAAACACAGCCCUCCACAUUGCCUCUCUGGCUGGACAGGCUGACGUAGUGAAGAUGCUGGUGAAGCAGGGAGCAGAAAUUAACUCUCAGUCUCAGAAUGGCUUCACUCCUCUGUACAUGGCUGCUCAGGAGAACCAUAUAGAUGUGGUCCGUUACCUUCUGGAGAACGGAGGUAACCAGAGCACCGCCACAGAGGAUGGCUUCACCCCCCUGGCCAUCGCUCUCCAGCAGGGCCACAACCAGGUGGUGUCUGUCCUGCUGGAGAAUGACACCAAGGGCAAGGUGCGGCUGCCCGCCCUGCACAUCGCCGCCCGCAAGGACGACACCAAGUCAGCAGCGCUGCUCCUCCAGAACGACCACAACGCCGACGUCCAGUCCAAGAUGAUGGUCAAUAGGACUACGGAGAAUGGAAAGAGUGGAUUCACGCCACUGCAUAUCGCUGCCCACUAUGGAAACGUGAACGUGUCCACCUUACUGCUGAACCGUGGGGCGGCUGUGGACUUCACAGCCAGGAAUGGGAUCACGCCCCUCCACGUGGCCUCCAAGCGUGGUAACACUAACAUGGUGCGCCUCCUACUGGACAGGGGGUCUCAGAUCGACGCUAAGACUAGGGACGGCCUCACACCUCUACACUGUGCAGCCAGGAGUGGACAUGACCCAGCAGUGGAGCUACUGUUGGAGAGAGGAGCACCUAUGCUGGCCAGGACCAAGAACGGUCUGUCUCCUCUCCACAUGUCCUCUCAGGGUGACCACGUUGAGUGUGUCAAGCACCUGCUGCAGCACAAGGCGCCUGUUGAUGAUGUCACACUGGACUACCUGACGGCGCUGCAUGUCGCCGCCCACUGCGGUCACUACAGAGUCACCAAGCUGCUGCUGGACAAGAGGGCCAACCCCAACGCUAGAGCACUGAAUGGUUUCACUCCGCUGCACAUCGCCUGUAAGAAGAACCGAGUGAAGGUGAUGGAGCUGCUGGUGAAAUACGGAGCAUCUAUCCAGGCCAUCACAGAGUCUGGCCUGACUCCCGUUCACGUAGCAGCCUUCAUGGGUCACCUCAACAUCGUUCUGCUGCUGCUACAGAACGGAGCCUCCCCUGACGUUAGCAACAUUCGCGGGGAGACGGCUCUACACAUGGCGUCCAGGGCAGGACAAGUGGAGGUGGUGCGCUGUCUGCUGAGGAACGGAGCCAUGGUGGACGCUAGAGCCAGGGAGGACCAGACACCCCUCCACAUCGCGUCUCGUCUGGGGAAGACUGAGAUAGUCCAGUUGCUACUGCAGCAUAUGGCCCACCCUGACGCCUCCACGACUAACGGAUACACACCUCUCCACAUCUCAGCCAGGGAGGGACAGGUGGACGUGGCUUCAGUACUGCUGGAGGCGGGCGCCUCACACUCGCUGGCUACUAAGAAAGGAUUCACUCCCCUGCAUGUGGCAUCCAAGUACGGAAGCCUGGAUGUUGUCAAACUUCUCCUGAAGAAAACAGCUCCCCCUGAUUCUGCUGGGAAGAAUGGCCUCACACCUCUCCAUGUCGCAGCACAUUAUGAUAACCAGAAGGUGGCGCUCCUGCUUUUGGACAAAGGGGCCUCCCCCCACACCACGGCCAAGAACGGCUACACCCCACUCCACAUUGCGGCGAAGAAGAACCAGAUGGACAUAGCGGUGGUGCUGCUGCAGUACGGGGCCGAGACCAACAUCCUGACCAAGCAGGGGGUCACCCCUCUACACCUGGCCUCACAGGAGGGGCACGCUGACAUGGUCGCCCUGCUCAUCGAGAAGGGGACUCAAGUCAACGUCCCCACCAAGAGUGGCCUCACCUCCCUCCAUCUUGCUGCCCAGGAGGACAAGGUGGUUGUCAGUGAGAUACUGGCUACACAUGGAGCCAACCUGGACCAGCAAACUAAGUUGGGCUACACUCCACUGAUUGUAGCGUGUCACUAUGGAAACGCCAAGAUGGUCAACUUCCUCUUACAGAACGGUGCUAGCGUCAACGCCAAAACCAAGAAUGGGUACACUCCCCUCCACCAAGCAGCACAGCAAGGAAAUACACACAUCAUCAAUCUACUGCUGCAGAAUGGAGCUAAGCCCAACAACAUCACUGUGAAUGGUAACACAGCUCUGGCCAUCGCCCGGCGACUGGGCUACAUCUCUGUGGUGGACACACUCAAGGUGGUCACCGAGGAGAUCAUUACCUCGACAACCACGGUGACAGAGAAACACAAGAUGAACGUUCCUGAGACCAUGACUGAAGUCCUGGAUGUGUCUGAUGAGGAGGGUGAUGACACUAUGACAGGGGAUGGAGGGGAGUAUCUGAGGGCAGAGGACCUGAGGGAGCUGGGGGAUGACUCCCUGCCUGGACAGUACCUGGAUGGGAUGAACUACCUGCGCUUUAGCCUGGAGGGGGGACGCUCUGACAGUCGAAUCCAAAGUUCAGACAGGUCCUACACUCCCAGUCACCACGGUUACUACUCUCCCAAACAGGACAGCCUGAUGGACGAGAUGCUAACCGGCCACAACGUGUCGUCUCUUGCCAGGGAAAAUGAGAAGGACUCGUACCGUCUGAGCUGGGGCACAGAAAACCUGGACAAUGUGGCACUGUCUUCCAGCCCCGUCCACUCUGGACGUUCCUCUCCGUGCCAUGAUCAUGGCGACAGCAGCUUCCUGGUUAGCUUCAUGGUUGACGCCAGGGGCGGAGCCAUGCGGGGUUGCCGCCACAACGGCCUGCGCAUCAUCAUCCCACCGCGGAAGUGCAGCGCUCCCACGCGGGUGACCUGCCGGCUGGUGAAGAGGCACCGUCUGGCCACCAUGCCUCCCAUGGUGGAGGGAGAGGGCCUGGCCAGCAGGCUGAUCGAGGUGGGGCCUGUUGGAGCCCAGUUCCUCGGUAAACUACACCUUCCCACUGCCCCGCCCCCUCUUAACGAGGGCGAGAGCCUCGUUAGCCGCAUCCUGCAGCUCGGGCCACCCGGGACAAAAUUCCUCGGGCCUGUGCUGGUGGAGAUCCCUCACUUCGCUGCCCUGAGGGGGAAGGAGAGGGAGCUGGUGAUUUUACGCAGUGAGACAGGAGAGAGCUGGAAGGAGCACCACUGUGAACACACUGGGGAGGAACUUAACCAGAUCCUCAAUGGCAUGGACGAGGAACUGGACCCUCCAGAGGAGCUGGAGAAGAAACGUAUCUGCCGCAUCAUCACCAGGGACUUCCCCCAGUACUUUGCUGUGGUGUCCCGGGUCAAGCAGGACAGUAGCCUGAUCGGUCCAGAGGGGGGCAUCCUGAGCAGCACGGUGAUGCCUCAGGUCCAAGCUGUCUUCCCAGAAGGAGCCCUCACCAAGAGGAUCAGAGUGGGACUACAGGCUCAGCCAAUGAAUGUGGACAUGGUGAGGAAGCUCCUGGGAAACAAGGCGACAUUCAGCCCCAUUGUGACCCUGGAGCCCCGGAGAAGGAAAUUCCAUAAACCCAUAACCAUGACCAUCCCUAUCCCCAAGAGUAACACUGACCCUGUGGUCAAUGGCUUCGGCGGGGAACAGCCCACCCUGCGCCUGCUUUGUAGUAUCACAGGUGGAACGACGCCAGCCCAGUGGGAGGACAUUACAGGAACCACGCCCCUAACAUUCAUCAACGACUGUGUCUCCUUCACGACCAACGUGUCGGCCAGGUUCUGGCUGAUAGACUGUCGGCAGGCACAGGAGUCGGUCAGUUUCUCUACUUCAGUCUACAGGGAGACCAUCUGCGUUCCCUACAUGGCCAAGUUUGUUAUCUUCGCAAAGUCCCAUGACCCCAUAGAGGCGCGGCUCCGCUGCUUCUGCAUGACGGAUGACAAGAUGGACAAAACCUUGGAACAGCAGGAGAACUUCACUGAGGUGGCCAGAAGCAGAGACGUAGAGGUCCUAGAGGGUAAACCCAUUUAUGCAGACUGCUUUGGCAACCUGGUCCCUCUCACCAAGAGUGGCCAGCACCAUCUCUUCAGCUUCUUUGCUUUCAAAGAGAACAGGCUGGCACUCUUCAUCAAGAUCCGAGACAACACUCAGGAUCCGUGUGGCCGUCUGUCCUUUAUGAAAGAACCCAGGUCUUAUAGAAGUCUGGCCCACAACGCUAUAUGCAACCUGAACAUCACACUACCAUCCUACUCAAAGGAAUCUGAUUCAGACCAAGAGGCUGAGGAAGAGAUCAGCAGGACGCUCGAGAAAUAUGACGAAGACACUACGUCGACAACAGUCCAGAAAAGAGAUCCGGACCUUCUCUCCGAUGUGUCUGAGCUGAAACAAGACCUGAUCAAAAUGACCGCCAUCCUAACCACGGAUUCCACUGACAAAUCCAGUUCUCUGGAAGGGAGCGGUCUGGACAAAGGGGCUGAGGAGGUUCAGGGCGAGCCGUUUGAAAUCAUGGAGAAGGUCAAAGAGGAUUUGGAGAAAGUGGGCAAGAUACUCAGGAGUGGAACAUUGGAGGGUGAGGUAGCAGAGGGGGCAGCAAUAGCAGCCAGAAUGAAUGAAGAGUGGAUCCUCCUCUCAGACUGUGAGAUAGAGGAGGCCAAAAAGAUGUCUGCCUUAGAACCCCAGGAACCUAUUCUACAUGAAGUCAGAGUCAACAGAGGGAUUCCCAGACCUAAAGCCAUCAAAGACGUGUCUGGCAUGAUCACACACCUGACUGGUGAACUCAAAGAAUAUCUCCUGGAUGUACCUGAGGGCUCCAGUGCAGCAGCUCAGGAGGAUGUGGUCCAAGAGAAAUUCACAGAGGUCGUGCUGCGCAAAGGUGUGAAAAGAACCACAACGACAAUAACAGCAACAGCUACAAUCAAAACUCCUGCUGUUGAACUCAAAAAGCCAGUCAGGAAGAAAGGAAAAGACCAGGAACAGGCGGAGAAAUCUACCUAUGGGGAUGCUCUCCUAAGUGCACCCACAGAUCCAAAACCAGUGUCACCUGUGUCCCCAGUAGUUGAGGAGACCCCCAUUGGGUCCAUAAAAGACAAAGUCAAAGCCCUUCAGCAGAAAGUGGAGGCAGAGCAGAAGGGUCAAAAGCCAACUAGCACCAAACCGUCAAAGGUUGCUGUGGAGAGCAAAAUCCCUCAAAGGACCGAAGAAACCACCCUUAAAUUGAAACAGAGCCCCGCAAAACAGGACACCACUAAACAGGGUCCCCCUAAGUCCCCCAAAACUGAGUCUGAGAAGCUGCAGGAGACUAUGUCAGUAAGGGAGCUCAUGCGAUCCUUCCAAAAGGGGCAGGACCCCUCAAAGAGAAAGUCUGGACUUUUCGAGCUCAAAACCCACACCUCUACAGAGCAUGAAACAACAGAAUCAGAAUUACAGCCCAAACAGUCAAAAUCCACUAUCAAAGCCACCACAAUCCGUUACAAACGGGAAAUAUCACUGGACGCCAUUCCUGGCGAGCACCACAGAGAGAAAGAUGAGCAAAUUAGCCCACACAGAAAGCACUCCAAAGACUUUGGUGCUGAAAUUAAAGCAGAGCUUGAGGACAAUCCGGAGUACCAACAGUUUAAGCAGACCUCUGUAGAGGGUAGUCCUGUUGCCCAGUCGGACCUAACUGAAACCGUAGAGUUUCUGAAUAUUUCCCUCUAUGAUAGCUCUGAUAGUUUGAAACAUGAGGGCGUGGCAGACUCUCCCAGUGCCAGCCUGGGUGAUGGUAGUCCUCCUCACCUUAGCUCAGAGGAUAGCCUCAAACACGAGGGCUUAGCCACCCCUGGAACAAGCCCUGACAGUCUCUCCCUCUCUCCCAAAAACGCUGACCAGUCCACUAAAAACUCAACAACUGCUACUAUAGCUGUCAAAGGUGACAAUAAAACCAAGGACAAGUCUGGAGACUCCGGUGUGGGGACCAUUGAUGACCAGCCAUCAACGGAAAUGACCCUCCCUGUCUUUCCCAGUGAGGCUGCAGACGACCGCACCACGAGUGAGUCCAUAUCUUUUCAGACGGGCGAGUCUAAGCCAUCUAAACCAAGAAAGCUUACAAAGAGAGUUUCAGAGACUUUAGAGAGCUUCCUUAGUGAUGAGGAGAGCCCUGAUGACAAGCUAGCAUCAGCUUUAGCUACGACCCUUGCUUCUAGUGCCUCUACCCAGCGUCAAGGAAGCUUAGAAUUGCCUUUAAAAGACCCAGAUACCCUCAGUCCCUUAGCCGACGAAUCUUUGACCAUAAGCCACAGAGACUCUCUAGACGAGGAUAGUCCCCUCAUGGAAGACGACUCCUCCCAUAGGACCCCAGACUCCAUCGAGCCCAGCCCAACAAAGGAAUCCCCCUGUUGUGACUCCUUAGAAAGCAGCCCCGUAGAGCAGAAAACGUUCCCUCCCAUUCUAGAUCAGCCCAGUGGGUCCUCUAGACACCCAGAACCCUCCAAAGCCUCAGACUUCCCCCCAGACGCGUUGCGUAGUAGGCUACUCAGGGACCAGGAGGCUAGUGCCAAUGAUGAUGACAGUAUCGAGCAGACUUCGUCCCAGAUGGAAAGUUCUGGUAAGAGUCCCCUCUCCCCCGACACCCCUAGUUCUGAAGAGGUAAGUUAUGAGGUAAACCCCAAAACCCCUGACCACAUGUACCUAUCUGUGGUGUCCAUACCCGAAUACUCAGAGGAAGAGGAUGAUGAGGCAGAAGCACAGAGGAAAUUCAUCCCAGAGGAUGAGAUGUUAAAAAUGUCAGCCAAAAAAAAAACAUUUGAGGAAGUGGACCAGGACACCAGAGCCAAAAAGAACUCUAGAAAAUAUAUCAUUGCCUUAGCAGGUGACGAAGCAGGGGAUGAUAGCUUCAAAACAGUUGAACUAGAGUCCGCAAAUGAGAGUGGGCUCAAUAGGGCCAAGGAGGCCUCAGAGUUAGCUCUUUCUGUUGAAUCCCUUAUUAAAGUACAACCUCCCUCUCCUUUUCCAGCAGGUGUGCAUGAAGGAAUCCACCACACAGAAGCCAAGAGCACAGCUACAAUGGUAGCAGUGGAGGGACCUCAAUCUGUCUCAGAGCAGCAUGUCCCACAAUCAGUUCAGUCACGCAAAGACAUGGAUGACACGGAAGACAGUUUAGCUAAAACGGUUACCGUGUCUUCCAGCUCUGAGGGGGCUGCAAACAUAACCGAUGAGCAGAAGGAGGAAAGCUUGAGGAAAUCAAGGGAAAGCCAGGAGGAUGAUGGGGGAGGGAAAGAAGCAGAUGCAGGCAGUCUGCAGACAGCUGCUGUAAAAGCUCCCUGUCAAAUAGAGAGUAAUAUAACUGACGAAGUGAAAGGAGAUCACAGGAGGCACUCAGGAGCCCCUGAGGUAGAAACGUCCUCCACUACUGUCAUUGGACAAGUGAGGGAAACAUUCAAACCCGAGAUCUGUAUCUACGAUGACACAGAGGAAGACGAUGAGGAAGAGGAACCUCCCAGAACCGAGUCAAAGGGCGUAACCGCCAGAGCGGAGGCAGACCCUUGGAGUGCCAUGCGCGAAGACGAUGAUGCUUUUGCGGCCCGCGUCAAAGAGGAAGAGCAGAAGAUCUUGGGUCUGAUUGUAGACCGGCAGUCCCAGGGGGCAACCCCGGACACCACCCCAGGAAGGAGCCCCACGGAGGAAAGCACGCCAACCAGCGAGCCCAAUCCAUUCCUCUUCCAAGAGGGGAAGCUCUUUGAGAUGACUCGGAGCGGAGCUAUUGACAUGACCAAACGGAGCUAUGAGGACGAGGGCUUUGCCUUCUUCCAGAUAGGCGAGCAGCCCCUAGAGGAGGUGCUAGCUGAACAGGUCAUAGAUGAGCCAGGAGAUAGAGGAGUCCAAACAGAAAUCGGACUCAACCUGACUCUGCAAAUAAAAGUGGAGGAAGACGAGGAACAGGCGAAAGGUGCUUCAGAUUCCACACACCGUGCCUCGACAGAGGACGAUCAGAAAGGUAGUGAAGCUGCAGCAGCCUCCCCCUCAAAAUCAGAUGCUUCUAAGUCUAGAAUCCCUAGAAUGGGUCUUUCUGCCUCAGCUAAGACCACUAAGAAAGACAAAGACCCAGUAUCGCCAGUGUCUCCUGAAACUGUAGAGGUGAAACCAGACAUAAUUGUAGAGGAGACCCCCCUAGAGGUAGAAAGUAGUUCCCUCAAUCCAAUGAUAACAGAUGUUGAGACAGCAGUAACCACUGUCACUCGAUCAGUGUACCCAGAACAGGACCAAGAGUCCUCUGACUCCUCUCCAGAGGAGCAACAUUCGGUCAUAGAACUCCCCCAAACAACAGAAAAGACCAAAACCCCAACUUCUACUGAAAAGGUUCCAAAGAUCCCAACUAAAACCCCAGCCAAGGCUGGCCCCCAAAGUCAGGUUAAAACUGCUUCCUCCUUUACAUCCCCUGCAUCCCCCUCUUCAGCUAGUCCUAAAAAAGAGACUCUCGCUUUAGAGUCCAAAUCGAGAAUACCUGUCAAGGGCAAGGCUAGCCCUGUCAAGCCUGAGCCAUCAGUUAAACGUACUGAGUCAACCCAGGACGCAAAGCUCAAGGUCCCAGUAAAAAAGGACUUGAGGAGAAAGUCUGAGACAGAUACAGGUCCCUCUGCUGUACCCAAAACCAAGACGCCGUCUUCCAAAGCCAAGAGUUUCUGUGAGGCAGACAAGUCAUCAUCUAAAAAGGACCUGGGUCGUCCCAUGAGCGAUGACUACUCCACCAAGCCAAAGUCGGGCUUUGGUUUCCAAUCUAGGCUGCCAGUUAGAGGCAAGCUUGGUCAGACAUCUCACACUUCCACCCCCGCCAAAGACAAAAGCGAGCCACGCAAGAAGUCUAUAGAGUUUGUCGAUAAGAUUAGCGACGAAGUUGCAAAGCUAGUUGAGAGAUUUCCUCAGGACGAGAAAAACAAAGAGCAGGAGGCUGCUGUCUCGGAUGAUGAGAGCAGCGGCAUAGAUCCCUCUGUCAUAGAGAGGGAGACUUUUCCCGAAAUACAGUUCCCUGCUUCCGGAGAUGUCUAUCCCAUUAGACCCCUGUGGGAUGACCCUGUUCACACACAGAUGCAACGGAUUCCCGACGAUACAGUCAGAAGUCAAGUAGAUUCCCAGGAUGAAGCCGAGAGGAAAGAGGAACGGUUGGAAAUAAUAGCCGACCACCUGGGCUUCAGUUGGACGGAGCUGGCUCGAGAACUGGAGUUCAGUGAGGAGAAGGUCAAUCUAAUAAGGCUUGAGAACCCCAAUUCACUACAGGACCAAAGCCACGCCCUGCUGAAGCUCUGGACUGACAGGGAGGGUAAAAAUGUCACAGAAGCAUCACUGAUCAAAAGACUAACCAAAAUCAACAGAAUGGACAUUGUCCACCUCAUCGAAACCAAGAUGGUCAAGUCCACCCAGGAGGACACAUCACACACCUAUGCAGAGAUUGAGAGGACCAUUGCACUGGAUCACAGUGAAGGUUUCUCUGCCCUCCAUGAGGACGUAGACAGUCCCCGGCCAGGCAGGCGUACAGACAGCACCCCCAGUGGGCCAGGGUCCAGGCAGGGGCCCCUCGUGGUGUCAGAGGAGGACCUCUCCUCCAGCAUGUCGUCACAUCACGAGACUUCAGGGCGGGUGGAGACAGACGAAUCAGUAACAGGCCUCCUGAGACACGUCCAGAAGGAGAAGCUGCAGAAAGAGAUGGAUUCGACAUAUUCUGUGGGCGGUACAUCAGAUACUGGACCGGAGAAGGCUGAGUCACUACAUAUGGGCACUUUCAAACAAGCAGAUGACCUGCCAGACAUCCCUCCCCAGACAGUCACAGAAGAACAGUACAUGGAUGAGCAAGGAAACAUGGUAGUCAAGAAGAUCACACGGAAGGUGAUCCGUAAGUACUUCUCUCCAGACGGUGUGGAGAGAGAGGAGGUGACGGUGCAGGGAUCUCAGCAGGAGAUGGUCAGCGUGGAGGAGGGAGAUGCCUUCUCCAAGGUGGUGAAGAGGACAGUGGUCCGGAGUGAGGGAGAUCAGACUGAGUUGACCUUCUCGGAGCCCCUUGCCCUGGGGGCUACCAUGGCCUCGGAGAUCGAGUCAGAGCAGACGCAGGGUCGAAAGGUCAGCAAGGUGGUCAAGACGACGGUGGUGAGGGGCGAGAGGAUGGAGAAGCAGACGGGUGACCCCUCGCUGGCCGCAGACCUCCCCUCGGCCAAAGAGGACUUUGAGAAGGCAUUGAGUUAUGCUGGAGGCUUUGGGAAAAUUCAACUUCCCCAUUUAGUAGAGAAAGAGGUUGUGAAGGAGGACGGUUCUGUUGUCAAAAGAACCCAGAUGCAUAAGUCUCGUACCCAGAAGAGGACUGUGGCGAUGGAUGCCCAGGGUAAGCAUGUGCACCUGGAGCGGCUGGACGACACCCCAGAGACCCUCCAACCCGAUGCCCUUCAGCAACACCUGCACUUGCUGCUCCAACGCUAUUGCGCCAAGGAGGAGGAGGGAGGAGAGAAGGAGAAAGAGGAGGAGAGGAGAAAGAAGAAGUGAUGGGCUUUUUUGAUUUGCUGGCUUAGUUGUGUGUCUUCCCUUUUGGCCUCGCCCCCCAUGCUACAUAAGCCUCCUAUCCACAAAAAGCCUAUGAAGUCUUGUAAGCUAAUCUCUACCACAACUCUAACCCCUCGGUGACCCCUAACAACCCUUAACCUUUACCGCCCAGCCAGACUUCCCCUGCUAAAGACACUGGAUUGCGUUUUGGUUUCAAUUUGAGUUUUUCCCUUUCGUGGCAAUUCUUAUUAUUUUUGGGGGCUUUUGACUUGUUUCCAGUUUUUUUUUGCUCAUUUUGUGACCAAAGAUGGCACCCCCUUUCUCGUCGGGUGACUUAGAAUAUUUUUUUUGUCGUUAUCCUUUUGUUUGGUUCUUUUAGUUUUUGGCUGCUGUGGUACAAUAAAAAAACAACACAAAAAAAUGCAACGAAUGAAAACAGCUACAGGAAACGUAUGAAGAGGGUGCACCUCGCACAUUUGCCUCAUGUAGAGGCCUCUUUCUGAAGGAACGAUUGUAAACAUUUGUAAAUAGAGAAGACUGGUAGAAAACAAAACAAACAGCAAUUCAAAAGCAUUUGUUAUAUUUGUCCCACGGUACCUGCUGUACGUGUACCAAUCUGGUCUGAGGUCAAAGGUGAAGGGUCUUAACAAAUUUGACCCUUUUCAUCCGACUAUCAAGAGAUUGUUACAUAGGAGUCAGUUGUCAUAAACAGUUUUGGAGAGAUACUGUUUUAAAGGAGUGAAUGCCAUAGUCUUUCAUCAAGGACUUUUGAUUCAGAUAAGCGCAAAUACGCUGUGAUCUGAACCCCCAUUUUACUGAAGCAAAUCAUCCCCAUAUAACCCUCCACUACAGUUCAGUUUACAAAGUUGGCUCAAGGUGGUUAUGUGUGUAAUGAUGUGGUGUCGUUUUUUUACAUGAGCUUUGUGAACACACGUUCAGCCCCAGCCCCAGGUACUGUCCCCAUCUCCCUGUUUUUCUCUGUCUGUUUCUGUCUCAUGGGUGUUGUGUAGUCAAACUUCCUUCUGAGCAGUGCAUCAGACUGCUGCCACCUAUGUGUGUGUGUGUGCAUGUGCGCGCACGUAUGUAUGUGAGUGUGUUUGUGUGUUAGUUCAUAGUAUCCUCACCGACAUUGCGACCUGCCAUUUGCGAAAGAAAUGAUCUAGAAUGUUCUCUUUUCUUGUCCUUCAUGUACGCGCUUUUAUCUUCCAUUACUACACCUAUAGGUCAUAACACUAGGUACGUCGCCCCUCCUUCCCUCCCAUCACUACACCUAUAGGUCAUAACACUGGGUACGUCACCCCUCCUUCCCUCCCGUUACUACACCUAUAGGUCAUAACACUGGGUACGUCGCCCCUCCUUCCCUCCCAUCACUACACCUAUAGGUCAUAACACUGGGUACGUCACCCCUCCUUCCCUCCCAUAACUACACCUAUAGGUCAUAACACUAGGUACGUCGCCCCUCCUUCCCUCCCGUCACUACACCUAUAGGUCAUAACACUAGGUACGUCGCCCCUCCUUCCCUCCCGUCACUACACCUAUAGGUCAUAACACUGGGUACGUCGCCCCUCCUUCCCUCCCGUCACUACACCUAUAGGUUAUAACACUAGGUACGUCACCCCUCCUUCCCUCCCAUCACUACACCUAUAGGUCAUAACACUGGGUACGUCGCCCCUCCUUCCCUCCCGUCACUACACCUAUAGGUUAUAACACUAGGUACGUCACCCCUCCUUCCCUCCCAUCACUACACCUAUAGGUCAUAACACUGGGUACGUCGCCCCUCCUUCCCUCCCAUCACUACACCUAUAGGUCAUAACACUGGGUACGUCGCCACUCCUUCCCUCCCAUCACUACACCUAUAGGUCAUAACACUGGGUACGUCGCCCCUCCUUCCCUCCCAUCACUACAACUAUAGGUCAUAACACUAGGUACGUCGCCCCUCCUUCCCUCCCAUGAGUCACUUGUGCGUGCCAUCUCACCCCUGUUCAUUUCCCUCCUAUCAAUGACUUUGAUUAAAGGUAUACUCAGCGAUAUGACGUAGAUGCAGAAAGUUAACAUAGUGGGUCAAUUUCCACAACAACUAAGAGCGUUGAAGCGUGAGGCUCAACUUCUCUGCUGUUUUGGUCCUGUGGCUACCACUCUGUGAACAGCGUGAAGCGAACCCGUGCACAUGCGCAGAUACUGUGUGUGACUGUGUGAGAGCGAAGUCUUGCAUCUCGCUCAUCUCAAUAUCUGCGGUGCUUCUCGUGGCAACCUCAUUUCAUUGAGUGUACCUUUUUAAGCCUGUUAAGAUUGUACAAGCAAGUAUGGGACAGAGAGAGACCAGUGUGCUGUAGUCGUUCUGUUUUAUUUGCUGCUGUUGGUUUAUGGUAUCCAAUAAAUGGUGAUAAGAUGGAAAGAUUGGCACAUCAGUUUCUGACAGAUUAUUUUUGGUCUGCUUCGUGUUUGCGUGUCAUAGUAGCGUGGAGAUAGAAGAUCCUUUAUCAUUGGCUCUUUUACAUGCAUUAUUUCUUGCUCAAUGGUAUGUUUCCACAAUCUUGUUCUGAGGGCAGAUUGGUUGGAUGGCCAAGGAACGGAGCUUGAGCUAUAUGAUUGGUUGGAUGGGGCCAAGGGGUGGAGCUUGUGACAGGUGAAAGUCAAAUGAGAAAAGCAACGUUAGUGGUAGGUUGGUGGAUGGAUGAACGAAUGGUGUUAAACGCGGUUUGCGACAUUAACGUCCCUGGUUCAACUCCCCAUGCGUCGCUUCUUGUUUCCUAAACUAACUUCAUCUUACUUUCUAAAAAUGUUUUUACCCCUUUUUCUCAGUAUCCAAUUGGUAGUUACAGCAUUGUCUCAUCGCUGCAACUCCCGUACGGACUCGGGAGAGGCAAAGGUCAAGAGCCAUGCAUCCUCUGAAACAUAACCCAACCAAGCCACACUGCCCACUUAACCCAGAAGCACCAAUGUGUCAGAGGAAACACUGUACACCUGGCGACCAUGUUAGCAUGCACUGCAUCUGGCCAACCACAGGGGUCACUAGUGCACAAAGACAUCCCUGCCAGCCAAACCCUCCUCUUUCCCAGACUAUGCUGGGCCAAUUGUGUGCCACCCCAUGGGUCUCCCAGUCGUGGUCAGCGGUGACAGAGCCUGGACUCGAACCCAGAAUCUCUAGUAGCACAGCUAGCACUGCCUUAGGCCACUCAUUACUUGAGAAAGUAAACUGUUCAUCAUUUUUUUGGACUGGUUAGAUUCAAAAGACCAAAACUUCCAGUUCAUGGGGUGUACCUGAGUGGCAGAGGGUGUAAGACAUAGGUUGCCAUACAGAAGGUGCCUAGUUCAAAUCCCGGUGUAGCUUUUAUUUCCUUCACAUUUCUUGCCUAAACGUUCUGCCCUCAGAACAAGCUCUACUGUUAAAUACCAUCCAAGCAAUAUCAUUGUGAUUUUGGCCCCCACAGACUUGCAAGGCCUAUUCAUUUCAACUGGUAUACAUGGGGGUGGACUAAACACUGAGCAGUCUUCUGCAGAUUACAUAUUUGCCAAGUUUAAUUUUGUUUCUACGUAUUUAUUGAUGUCCAGCCAUGCUCCUCCUCUCCUCCUCCAGUGGGCGGAGACAUGAGUGUGUUUUAUGUGUGUGUUUGUGUGAGUGCAAGUUGAAGAUGGGAAAGGGAAUUUCAAUUAAAACUCUUCGACCGAUAAGUUGCCAUUGUACGCAAGGCUUCACAUGAAUUCUGAAACGCUCUAGAAACCAUGACUGAAACAAAUGCAGAAACCAAAAACAGAACUGACAUGGAUGUACUGUAAUCUUGGGCUGGCUGGCUGAAAGCAUCGUUGGUGUUAUCUGUGGUACAGACUUUAUCUAUGUAAGCUAUCUAAUAUUACGGUUCAUCACUUUGCCAAUUUACUUUGUGUGAUCAAAAUAAAAGAAACAAAAAAGUAAUUGUCAAAAAAGUGCAUUUGAUUUGAUGAAUCCGCAUCUUGUUUCCAUGGUGAUAACAAUAUUACACAUAUAUAAAUAUCUAUGAGGGCAUGUAUUAGUUAUGAAGUUAAUAAAGGAGGGAAAAGUCUGAAUGGCUAACAUGGUAUAGCGGCUACAGUGUACGUGGCAGAAUAUUAAAUUGUACAUGUGUCAAA